This is a messenger RNA of Cotesia congregata, 1578 nucleotides long. Lineage: Eukaryota; Metazoa; Arthropoda; Insecta; Hymenoptera; Braconidae. The record is from the annotation of a GenBank genome assembly.
AUGAGUGCCGAAAAUUGGAAUGAAAUAGAACAAGUCAAAAAAGAAAGACGCCAUGAAUUAAUUUUGUCUGGUGUUUCAAUAUCAGAAAAAAUUCAAUCUUUCGGUUUAAGUGACGAGUUAUUUAAUUGUAAAACAUUAAAUUACUUGAAUAUCAAUCAGACAUGCCUUGAAUCAAUAUCUGAUGAAAUUGGAAAAUUAUCAAAUUUAACAACACUGGUAUUGCAUUCAAAUAAAUUGAAACAUCUACCUGUAACGAUUGAAAAUUUAACAAAAUUAAAAAUUCUUGACUGUUCAUUCAAUGAAUUGACAACAAUAUCUUUCGAAAUAAGUUCAUUGACAGAGUUGACAACGAUUAAUUUAAAUUCUAAUUUAUUGACUAAAGUACCGUGUCUGAGCGCGAAUGUUAAAUUAAGCUCUUUAGAUUUAUCAAAUAAUAAAUUUCAAGUAUUUCCUGAUGUUUGCUACAGUAAUUUGAAUCAUCUAGCUGAAAUUAAAAUCAGCAAAAAUAGUAUCAAUGAAAUACCAGCGGCUGUAUCUGUAUUACCAUCAUUGAAACAUCUUGAUCUUUCUGAUAAUUGUAUUAAAGGAGUACCAGGUGAACUAGCUGAUUGUCAAAAAUUGAAAGAACUCAAUUUAAAAGGUAAUAAAUUGAAUGACAAGCGCCUCGAGAAGCUGAUUGAUCAAUGUAGAACAAAACAAAUAAUCGAUUAUAUCAAUCAACAUUGCCAAAAAUUGACUAAAAAUCAAGGAUCAAGUGCGAAAGAUAAUACAAAUAAGAAUAAGAAAAAUAAUAAAAAUAUUGAUGAUAAUGCAAUUGAUAGUAUAACACAUAAAUUGAAAAUAAUUCACGUUAAUAACGAUAAUCCCGUUAUUAAAAUAACUGAACACAUUAAACAAGUGCGUCCUUACAUUGUUGGCUGUAUUGUCAGGAACAUUUCAUUCAAUGAAGAAAAUUUCAAGAAGUUUAUACAGCUGCAAACUAAAUUACAUGACGGUAUUUGUGAAAAAAGAAAUGCUGCCACUAUUGCUACACAUGAUUAUGAUUUAAUUGCCUCAGGUGACAUAACAUUUACGGCAAAAGUUCCCACUGAAAUUGAAAUAAAACCAUUGGGCCGUGCCAAAAUGUUUACAGCAGCAGAAUUAUUCAAACGUCUUCAAGUAGAAGCUGAUAAUUUGCGACGUGAAAAAAAACGAAACGUUUAUUCUGGAAUUUACAAAUAUCUCUAUUUAAUUGAAGGAAAACCGUUAUUUCCGUGUGUAAUUGAUUCAAAUAAUCAAGUAAUAUCAUUUCCACCAAUCACUAACAGCGAUAUUACAAAAAUGAGUGUUAACACUAAGAACAUGUUUAUUGAAGUAACUGGUCUCUCCCGACAAGUUUGCAGGGAUGUGAUGGAUGAGUUAUUAAAAGAAUUAAUUACCCAAGGAUUAUGCACAUCAACGGAAAAUUCAAAUCAAAGUGGUCAUAAUUUAGAAGUGGAACAAGUCAAAGUCGUUGAUAUGGAGGGAAAUUUGAAACAUAUUUAUCCGUCAAGAGUUGAUUUAAAUUUUGAUGAUAAAAUAAAAGUUAUAAGAGAUUAA